AUGCCAGCAAAAAUGUUGCAGGAUCUUACGGAUCAGUUCCAGGCUCUAUCCAAAGGUGUUUGUUCCGGAUUGGGUCUUCUCAUGGGGAUUGCUCUAACGGGGAAUAGACAUGAGCUCUGUCGUCGAGGCGAGACAGAAAUUGGAUUCACAGCUCGAGGAGAAUAAGUCCGUACAAAAGGUAUUGCCCAUCCCCUCGGGAUAGUAAUGGGGGUGAUUGACUGACUGACUCGAGGAGUAGGAAUUCGCGAGUCUGUCUGAUGACGCAAAGAUCUACAAGCUCAUUGGGCCCGUGCUCGUCAAGCAGGACAAGUCGGAGGCGGUGAUGAAUGUGGAUAAGAGAUUGGAAUUCAUCAACUCAGAGAUGUGUGUCCUUCCGCUACACCUGCUUUCUUGAGCCCAGAACUAGACUGAUCGGCCCAAACAGCGCACGCAUCGAAAAGCAAAUCUCCGACAUUCAAGAGAAGCAGGAGCGAAAAAAGAUGGAAAUCAUCCAGGUUCAAACUCAACUGCAACAGGAUGCCCAGGCGCAAGUAGGAGCAUAGUCUAAAUUCUAAAAAAGGAAAAAAUGUCAAAGACCCCCCCUUUCCCAAUUACACCACAUGAGAAAGAAAAAAAAAAUCGCAAAAGACUUUUGAAUGCCCCCCCAAAGUAGUACGAUAUAUGGUACAGUCCCCAAUGUAACAGAUUACUCCCAUGUGUGGAACGGAAGAAGAAAAAAACAAGUUCAAGAAAGGAUCUCCUUCCUGUUCUUCUUGCUCUUAUGUUUCCUCUCCCUAUGCUCCUCCUUCUCACCCUUCACCCCAACUGACCCUUCCCCCUCCCUACUCUCCCUCCGCUUCUUCUUCCUGACAGGUUCUAAAGCCUCUGGCUCCACAGCAUCUGGCAUUCCAUCCUCAUCCUGAUCACCGACAUACCCCAUCGGCUUGAACCUCAUCUUCAACCCAUCGGGCUGGGCCCUGACACUCUUCGCAACAACCCUCUCCCUCCUCUUCUCGAGGGCUUCCCUAUCCGGCAACGUCUCGAAGAACUGUAUGGAUUUCGUAAUCCCCUUCCCUCCUUCAAACUCCCCCUCAGAUCAGCGCCUCCAUUCCUCCCCCCAGAUGGGAGCAACCGCAGCGGUAGAGAGAGAGACUCACCAAACAAAUACCCCCCCCUCCCAUCCGGCACCAAAACCUGGACGCCCGCACCCUCAUCCGUCUCGCGGACCGAGAACAUCCGCCCACUACUAGUUCCAAGCACCCGCGCAUUCUCCAGUACGUCGGCAGCAUUGACACUCCCCAAUUUCGACAACGGCGCCGACGCUGGUGCCGAUAUCAACCAUAGCUCCUUGCCGGCGAGGUUCUUAGACGAGAACGGGUUUCGGCCGGACGGCGAGGGCGGCGGAAGACGAAGGAAGUUUGUCGGGGGGCAGUAUUCUUCGUCGGAUUCCACUGACGCGGACGUUUCUUCUUCCUCUUCUUCGUCAGAAUCGGAUGUGGAAUCGGAUGUGGAAUCAGAUGCGGAAUCAGAUGCGGAAUCGAAUGCAGAUGCAGACUCGGAAGACCCCGCCGACGUGGAAUCUUCAUCGAUGUCGGAAGCGGUGACUUUCUGUGUCGACCGUGGUUUCGCUUUUUGCUGCUUUUGUUUUUGUUUCGCGGGCGCAGGGGCGGGCUUUGUCAAGCGUUUUUUCGCGGUGUUUGCUGAGGAGGACAUAUUUGUUGGUUGGUUGGUUCGGAGUGCUCUUUUUUCGCGAACCUCUCUGGUUGGGCUUGUUGACUUGGGAGCGGCUUGGCGCGACGUUUUCCUCACUGUAAAAUUAGCCGCAAUCCAGGGUUUGGCUCAAAAGGUGCUUACCUAAUCCUUUUGAGGGCCAUGAUUGGUUGGUAUACAAGCAUGAUUGCCAAACUCCGUUUCUCCAGCUAUCGUACAGCACGCUGAACGCUGCGCCAAACAGCGUUUCAGACUUGCCUGGAACUGUCCCGCUGUUUGUUUGGUUAGGUGGCUCUUGUCGUAGGCGUAUUUUCGGGAACGGGUCGUCCCGUGAGGAAGAGAAGGGAAGGUGGUUGAGGUAAGUAAGGUUCGACACGAUUGAUGCCGGGUGAUCCAGCUAUGAAGACUAGAGGUUAUGAUAGUUUCUUGGGGAAGCUUGAAUUGACCCGCGCGACUUCGCACAUCUAA
Molecule: messenger RNA, 2157 nt
Organism: Tuber aestivum (summer truffle)
Lineage: Eukaryota; Fungi; Ascomycota; Pezizomycetes; Pezizales; Tuberaceae
Source: the annotation of a GenBank genome assembly